This is a messenger RNA of Ctenopharyngodon idella (grass carp), 1386 nucleotides long. RefSeq names its product lysophospholipase like 1 (gene lyplal1). Gene Ontology annotation, cellular component: cytoplasm. Gene Ontology annotation, biological process: protein depalmitoylation. NCBI's taxonomy places the organism in Eukaryota, Metazoa, Chordata, Actinopteri, Cypriniformes, Xenocyprididae. Gene Ontology annotation, molecular function: carboxylic ester hydrolase activity; palmitoyl-(protein) hydrolase activity. The record is from RefSeq and is a predicted model, not a curated record. Bases 31 to 726 code for a protein of 231 amino acids. The transcript is spliced from 5 exons.
GACGCUGUGGAUAUCGCGAGAUAGGACGGGAUGAAUAUGGCUGCAGUUAAACUACAGAAGAGUGUCGUGAGUCAGACUGGAAAACACACUGCUUCUGUUAUCUUUCUUCAUGGUUCAGGAGACACAGGGCCAGGUUUGCUCAACUGGGUUUGUGAUGUUUUGGGACAAAACCUGGCAUUUGAAAACAUCCGGGUGGUUUAUCCCACAGCGCCAUCCAGGCCAUACACACCCAUGCGAGGGGCUCUGUCUAAUGUGUGGUUUGAUCGUCACAAGAUUUCCCAGGAUUGCCUGGAACACUUAGAGUCCAUAGAUUCCAUGUGCGAUAAUUUAAGCGCCAUUGUCCAGGAUGAGAUCCGAGCAGGAAUACCUAAACACAGGAUGGUUAUUGGUGGCUUCUCUAUGGGUGGUGCCAUGGCACUACAUCUGGUUUCCAGGUACCACCAGGAUGUUGCUGGCAUCUUCGCUCUGUCCAGCUUUCUUAACAAAGACUCAGUUGUAUAUCAGGCAGUAGAAAACGCAACACAGAGCCCCCUACCUGAGCUCCUUCAGUGUCACGGCACAGCGGAUGAGCUGGUUUUCCAUAGCUGGGGCAAGGAGACGAACUCACUGUUGAAGAAAGCUGGCCUCAACACUUCUUUCCAUUCCUUCCCAGACCUCAACCAUCAGUUGUGUCGACAAGAACUGGAGUUACUACGGUCCUGGAUCCUGAAGAAACUUUCCCUUUAGAGCAUCCUUAAUGCUGGACAAUGACCACUGCUUGCCUGUAUACAACCUAAAAUAAUCAUCAUUUACUUAUGUUGUCAAAAAAAGUAUUUUUUUCAUACUUAAAUAUACAACUUGGGGCAAACGGUGAAGGAAAUCCACACAAGUGUGCAGCAUACACUACUGUUCAAACGUUUGAGGUCGGUAAGAUUAUUAAAUGUUUUUGAAAGAAGUCUCUUCUGCUCACCCUACCUGCAUUUAUUUGGUUAAAAAAACAGUAAAAAACAAACAAAAAAACAGUAACAAUGUGAAAUAUUACAAUUUGAAAUAACUGUUUUCUAUUUGAAUAUGUAUUUUAAAAUGUAAUUUAUUCCUUUGAUCAAAGCUGAAUUUUCAGCAUCAUUAGUCAGUGUCACAUGAUCCUUCAGAAAUCAUUAUAUGCUGAUUUUCUCCUCAAGAAACAUUUCUGAUUAUUAUCCAUGUUGAAAACAGUUGUGCUGCUUCAUAUUUUUGUGGAAAAUCAGUUGCCUUUUAUUUUUCAGGAUUCUUUGAUGAAUAGAAAGUUCUAAAGAACAUCAUUUAUUUGAAAUAGAAAUCUUUUGUAACAUUAUAAAUGACUUUACUGUCACUUUUGAUAAAUUGAAUGCAUCCUUGCUGAAUAAAAGUAUUUUCAAAAAUAAAAAA